AAAGGGAGCUAGGAGGUAGACGGGAAGUCUCUCUGGGUUCUGUGGAGGAACUGACACCAGGACACGGAUCGGGCCCAGACCGGAGACGCACUCAGAAUGAGGACUGUGGCGCUGCUCAUCUUUGCUUUUAGCUCAGCCCUGGCAAUAAGACAAAGAAGUGGAUUCACACGCUAUCGGUCAUGGAACUCCCGCAUGUAUCCCGUUUGGCAAGAUGGAGACCCCAGAUUCAGGAACUGUUGGUUUGGUGGGGAAGUGAGCUUUGAUUUGAAAAACGAUGCCCCCACCCUGACAGGAGCAAAGGCAACCUUCACGAUCAACCUCAAUUUUCCACCAAACCAGACCAUUCUGCCUGACGGACAGGUGGUGUGGGCGCGUAACUGCACCAUUGACGGACGUAAGUAUCAGGAAGGCCGGGCUGUUUAUCCAGAGCAAGACCCUGCAUGGACCGGAGCUUUCCCCGAUGGCACACCGAUCACUGGGGCCCAGAACAGGAAGCCUCGCUAUGUGUUUGUGUGGAAAACAUGGGGGCGUUUCUGGCAGGUGGCAGAUGGACCUUCCUCCUCACUCACCAUUGGAACAGACAAUGUUGCCUUGGGCUCCUACAACAUGGAGGUUGUGAUCUACCACUGCCGUGGAAGAGACAAGUUCAUCCCUCUUGGCUACGCAUCUACAGUCUUCAGCAUCACAGACCAGGUCCCUUUCAGCAUAUCGCUUGCUCAAGUCAAUGAUGUGAAUCAAAACGACCAGAACUUCAUCCAGAACCAAGCCAUCGCUUUCACAGCCACGCUCCAUGACCCCAGCCAGUACCUGAACAACGCAGACAUCAGUUUCACCUGGGACUUUGGUGACAACAGUGGAACGCUGAUCUCCAGAGAGCGCUCAGUCACGCAUACAUACUUGUCAGUAGGAACCUUCAAACCUCAGGUCAUCCUGAUGGCAAGCAUCCCCAAUGUCUGUGGAAACCCAACUGCUGUUGCUCCCGUUGAAGCUUCUGCUGCUCCAGCAGUGGUGGUUAUGGCCUCCACCCCUGCGGCUGUUCCAGCUGCACCAGCUGAGGGAGGGGAUGCUAUCGCAUUGGAUGUUCCUUCCUCGGAUGCCACUCCACUCGCCGCCUCUGUCCAGCCCGCUGACGCUCAAGCGGCUGCGGAAACAGACGCUGCCGCCACUGCAGAAGACAACACCGCUGAAGCAGAUGCUGCAGCUGCUGAGGAGGAGACAGAUGCAACAGCUGUAGAAGUUAAUGCAGAUGAGGCAGAUGCUGCAGCUGUGGAUGUUGCUGCUGAGGGAGCAGAUGCAGCUGCAACGGUGGCGGCAACAGUUGCUCCUGUUGCACCAGCAGCAGAAGAAGCAGUAAAUGAAGAAACAGUCAUUGAAGAUGUUACUGUGGUGGCAGACGCAGCUGCUUCUGCAGCACCAGCUGCAGCGGGAGAAGCUGAAGUGGAAGCUGCCACAGCUGUUGUAGACACAGCUGCAGUACAAGAAGCUGACGAAACGGCUGCUGCUGACGAAACUGCUGCUACUGCUGCUGACGAAACGGCUGCUGCUGCUGACGAAACAACUGCUGCUGACGCCACAGAGGUUGUCCAAGCUGAAACUGAAACACCUGUUGAUAAUGUUGUGGCUCUUGCUGCCACAGAAGCCACGGUGGCUCAAGAGGCAGAAGCAGCUGAUGCUGAAGCUGAAGUGGUAGAAACUGUCAACGCGGUAGCAGCCACUGCAGCAGCUGCAGAAGCUGUUCCAGCUGAGGGUGAAGUUCAGGUGGAAGUGGAGGCAGAUCCAGCACAAGUUGCCCUCGUUUUGGUCAAAAGACAGGCCCCAGAGCUGGCAGCUGACUGCACAGUCUACCGUUACGGAUCUCUUGCUACGUCUGUAGAUGUUGUCCAGGGCAUUGAAAGUGUGGAGAUCGUUCAGGUGUCCAGUGUUGUGCCCAUAGCCACCGCUUUGGAUCAGAAUGCUGUGGAUGUCACCAUUAGCUGUCAGGGAAGUCUUCCGAGUGAGGUCUGCACUAUUGUUUCGGAUGCUGACUGCAUCACACCGGUACAAACCAUCUGUAACGCAGCCACGCCCUCCCCUGACUGCCAGCUGAUCCUCCGCCAGUUUUUCAACGACACCGGAGUGUUUUGCCUCAAUGUCUCACUCACUAAUGACGUCAGUCUCGCUAUGACAAGUGCCAGAGUCAAUGUUGCAGUUGCCUCCGGAGGUUCUCCAGCUGGAACUGCUGCCACAGUGUUGGGGGUCAUGGUCCUCGCCUGUGUGGUUUGUUGCAUUGGCUUAAUGUACAGGCGCUUCAAGCAGUACCAGCCGCUAAGUGAAGGCCACGAUGCUGACAACGGUGGUAGUUUCGGAGUGACAUCGGUGCCUUUGCUGCUGUGGAAUCUGCUGAGUCGGCAGUCACCGGGGGAAAGCCGUCCACUACUUCAGGGAAGGAUUGUCUAAAAAUCCCCAGCAUUUCAUUCACAACAUCCACUAACACAUCUGCUUUCUUAACUUUUUAGUGAGACAACUCUCUGAGCCAUAAACCAUGUAGGAUGAGUAAACCAUCCUUUUGAGGCCUUUAUGUCAAAACCAGAAGUUAUUACCGUAUUACAGAGAAAAAUAUUAUUUAUUUUGUGCUAUAGCAUAAUUUAAAUUGGCACUGAUACUAGGGCAAUCAUAUAUCUUCUUAUUCCGCUUCUACUAAACUCUUAGGAUAGACUUUUUCGUGUUAUUUCCAACAGUGUGGUUAUGACUAAGUUUGUUGCAGAGCAGUAUCACUUUUGCUACAUACACUGUAAAACUAAUAAAAUUGACAUUUCUCACCA
Oryzias latipes (Japanese medaka) is the source of this 2801-nucleotide messenger RNA. RefSeq names its product premelanosome protein a (gene pmela). NCBI's taxonomy places the organism in Eukaryota, Metazoa, Chordata, Actinopteri, Beloniformes, Adrianichthyidae. Gene Ontology annotation, cellular component: plasma membrane; melanosome. The record is from RefSeq and is a predicted model, not a curated record. Gene Ontology annotation, biological process: melanosome organization.